This is a messenger RNA of Trachymyrmex cornetzi, 5835 nucleotides long. RefSeq names its product calsyntenin 1 (gene Cals). The transcript is spliced from 4 exons. NCBI's taxonomy places the organism in Eukaryota, Metazoa, Arthropoda, Insecta, Hymenoptera, Formicidae. Gene Ontology annotation, molecular function: calcium ion binding. The record is from RefSeq and is a predicted model, not a curated record. The coding region runs from base 1 to 2664 and encodes 887 amino acids. Gene Ontology annotation, biological process: homophilic cell-cell adhesion; positive regulation of synapse assembly; positive regulation of synaptic transmission. Gene Ontology annotation, cellular component: postsynaptic membrane; cell surface.
AUGUUGGCGGUCACUGAUCAGUCGUAUACAUGUGUUUUCGCAGCUCCACGACUGGACCUGGAGAGCCUCGAGAGCGGAUAUCACGGCCUGGUCAAGGAGAAUGAAACUUUGGUCGAGGUCACGCCGCAGAUCCGCGCCCUGGGAACGAAAGUUUGCUCCUUCCGCAUCGCGAACAAACACCACGGUGAGGCGCCGUUCGAGAUUGUCCUGAAGGAGAUGGGGAUGGCCGAGCUGCGGGCGUUCCGAGUCCUGAAUUGCGAAAAACGCCGUAAUUACAAGUUCGACAUCGCCGCGGUCGGCUGCAAUGGAGUGCAAUCGGAAAACGCCACGGUUCAUAUUACUGUGGUUGACGUCAACGAGUACGCGCCGCAGUUUCUCCAGCCGGCCUAUGUUAGUACUGUGGACGAGGGACGCCUCUACGAAGAGGUGGUCCGCGUCGAGGCGUCCGACCGUGACUGCACGCCGAAAUUUGGCGAUGUCUGCAAGUACGAGAUCCUCACCGCCGAUCAGCCGUUCAUUAUCGACAACGAGGGUGCUAUCCGCAAUACCGAGCCUUUGGAUUACGAACGCUCACACAACUACAUACUCAGCGUGGUCGCUUAUGACUGCGGUAUGAAGCAGUCGGCGCCGGCGAUGGUGACGGUUAAGGUGAACCGCGUGUGUGCUCCUGGAUGGCGAGGAAUCCCCGAGAGGGUAGAUUACGCUGCCGGCGUCGGUUCGCAACCUCUAUUGCCCUCGGCGCGACUUGAUCUUUGUGAUGCACCCUGCAUCCUGCGCAACGUGCGCGCCACCCUGACUUUGGCCACCGAUCACAUCGGCAAGGGUUGCGAUCGUGAUACCUAUGGGGUUCGCAGCCAGCGGAAAUUAUGCGGUGCCUCGCGCGACAGCGUUGAUCUACUGCCCACACCUGGACCCACAACUUCCUGGACGGCCACUCUUUCCAGAGAUGAGGGUAGAGAGGCUGAUGAGAUCUUCGAGUUUGACGGCGUAGACUCAGCCGCGAUCGUGCCGAACGAUGUGCUGGAGCAUAGCCUGGCGCAGAAGUUUACCAUCGGUGUCUGGGUCAAGCACCGACCACGCCCGCGACAGGAUCCACAUGUCAAGGAACACAUCUUGUGUGCUGCCGACGAUCACAAGAUGAAUAGGCACCAUUACGCCCUGUUCAUAAGGAACUGCAGAUUGAUUUUGCUGCUGCGACGCGACUUCUCCGAGGGUGAUCCCAACAUCUUCCGUGCUGCCGAAUGGCGUUGGAAACUUGGUCAGGUAUGCGACGAUAAGUGGCAUCAUUACGCGAUCCAGGUAGACUUUCCACGUGUCAAUCUAUAUGUGGAUGGCGAAGAGUGGCAUGCUGACGAGAAGAACCCUGAAGUCAUUGAUGACUGGCCUUUACACCCGGCUAAGGGCGUCAAUACCACCCUUGUGGUCGGAGCAUGCUGGCAGGGCUCCGAGAACAAGACCAAACACCAUUUCCGUGGUUACCUCGCCGGUCUGUCCGUUUUAGUUGGUCGAAACGAGAAACCGGAAGUACUCUCGUGUUUGCGGCGUUGUCAGGAAGGCAUUCACGUACCACCAAUGGACUUGUUACAACCGGGUACUCAGCUGUUGACCAAUUCCGAUAUGACCGAAGUGCGUAUCGAUGGUGAUAAUCGUACAAAUGUGGAAACCUUACUGCGUCGUAUUGGCUACUCCAACACUCGGCGUUUCCCGACGCCCGGUCGCCGUAACUUCCGCCUCGACACAACGAUCGUCUGUGAGGGUAGCGAGAACACGCCCCUACCGGUACCGACUGUGCAGUCCUACGUCACCGUACUACCGCCUCCUCGACCAGGCAUCACCGUCAACGGUACCGGUUACGUAGCCCGAGAAUACGCUGAUUUCCGGUUAGGAGUACGUGUGUUCCCCGACGCGCGCGUCACCGCUGGAUCGGCCGCCCGAUUGGAUGCUUGCGCUGUCAGUGUUUAUCCAAGUCUCAAUCCAGAUCAUGAGAGCUUAGGAUUACCUGGUGACGCCCUGCUCGCAUUCCACGAUAUCUCCGCUCGCGUCGAUCGGGAUGGCGUCGUUCUUUCCGGAGCGGAUUCGCCUUACAACUACCAACAACUCAUCCGUCUUAUCAUGUACACGAACCGUAAGCCGGCUUACUAUCUCGAUCGCGUCUUUAAACUUACCUGUUCCGAGUUGAGCGGCCGCUUCGCCAGUAAUGAGUACGUGCAAACGUUGGCCGUAAUUCAUCCUAAGGAAAAGACGACCGUUUUGCCGCACACGACGCCCGGAGAACCGCCCAUUGCCAGAAUCGUUGAACCGGCACCAGGUCACGCACAGCUCUCGCCGCAUCAUGCCGAUCUAACAGAGGAGUACGCUACGGCAGCGCUUCGUGAAGGAUCUGCCGGUGACGAGCUCGCCGCAGAGACGGAGAUGGCCUGGGACGACUCGGCCCUCGCCAUCACCGUGAAUCCGAUGGACAGGUUGACGGAACAGGACCAGCAUCAUCAGAGCCAGCGGGACGAGGACGUGGACGACUCCGGUAGCUCCGAUUCCGAGGAUGGCUCGUUCCGAGAUGAUGACCUCGACAGCUCCGACUGUGAGAACGAUUGCGAUCUCAGCAACGGUCGGCACCGCCAUCACAACUCGCCGCACGAUCUGGAGUGGGAUCAUCGUGAUGUUUAAAUCACCCUACUAUCUUUACACUGAGCAUUCUCACACAUCCCCCCUUUCUUCGCGUGACACUGAGAGGAGUACUGGCCGCGUGCCACUUUCUGUAAAAUUUCUCCAUUAUAUAUCGUUUCUUCUCGUCGUGCGCACCCGUCUGAUGUUUAUCGAACACAUUUCGAAAAUAUCUCGUGAUGAAGAUUCCUUGCGUAGCUAUCGGCGGCUUCGCGAAUUUAAUCUGCGAGAGUAAAGAGUUUCAGAUUAUCGUUUACGGAUCUCUCGUUGAACGCGAUUUGCGUCCGAAAGAUCGGUUUCUCGAAUUUCUCUUCUUGUGCAUCAAAUAUCACGAAAGCGUCGUUAAGGGAUUAGAAUAUUUAUUACGCUUUCGAAUUUCCAGAAUAUAGAGUAAUAAGAUUUAACGUUCUAAGCCGCUCCAUACACUGCUCGAUCGAUUCUAUAAACGAUUAUUAACCCUCUUUACUACGCGAGAGCGUUAUCGUAUUAUCCGUCCCCAUCCGUUCACCUUUUCUCGUAGAUGACGUUGGUAUAAUCGAUGAAGUAACGAGAUAUAAAACGGCAUUCAGUUAGUACUCGUCUUAAGCGUCAGGAAAAAACUUGUAAGAGUGCGGGACGCUUUAUUGAAUAUAGUUAAAACUCUUUCUACCUAUGAACACACGUCGCUGAUGUUGGUAGAAUCGGAGACACACGCAAGAGAUACUUAAAAUGUCGUAAAAAUAUUCUCGAUUGGAAUAUUUACGGCAGUUAUUAAUUUAUAUUCUUGACUCUCAUCAUUGGUAGUAGUAGGACAAGGGAACUUUUUUUUUAUACUUCUAACUAUUUUUCCUUCUUUUUAAUACGGUUAUCGCUAUUUUAUCAUUACUAAUCGCUGCGACUAUAUCUAGCCAUUUUAUCGAAAGUUGUUUUUAUUAUUAUUAUUAUUAUGUUUAUUAUUACUGUAGGCAGGACGGCCCGGUAGCGUAGUUUUAAAUGCGAAACAGAGUGCUGAGCCGACUCUAUAUUCUUCCUCGUCUUCUCGACUAAACUUUCUUAUCUAAGGUCCAUUUGAUCUCAUGAAUGUAAUUCUCUCGCAAUAAUCGUGUCUUUCGUAUUUUGAUCAAAAGCGCUCGUGAUACGAGCUGACGUUAAUUAAUAAACCGGCAGCGAAACGCGCGUAGAUACGAAAAUAAGCUGUAAGCCAAUCGCUUCGGUGUAGCACGUGAAUCGGGUUGAGCCUGGGCCAUACGAUGCUUGCCCAAUUUUGCACACUUUUAUUUUUUUAAAUAUCGUUACGCCUUCGAUCGUUUUUCUUUUGCACGAUGUUCCUUCCUGAUCGGUCUGCAGAAGAUUAGUAAGGACAUUGCCACGCAUCUUAUGCUAGUGCUUCAACAUUUAAGAUAAUCGGUAUAGCAUCAUAUCCAUAUAUGAUGCGUAAGCGUGUCACAUACAAAAACGGCGCGUUUAAAAACGACGGUUUCGCCAAUCGUUUAAUCCGUCAAUGUUUGGAGAACAUGAAAUAUUCGGCAAGGGGAACAAUCCGCGCGCGAGCAGACGCUUCAUGCGUUAUGUAAUUUCCUCUGGUAUAAAUAUUCAUUUCUAAUUAAUUAAAAUUAUCUGACACGUGAAGGAUCGGCUUAAGGGUGGAUUAUUCAUUCCUCGUUUGAGGUUGUUUCAGUUUGUCUAUAAGCGUUUGACGAAUUAACGGCAGUUAACCGUACGUAGUUUAUGUGCGCGCGUCACGCACGUGCUCUACAUAUAUAUAUAUACAUAUAUAUAUAUAUAUAUAUAUCAGCAUCCAUUCAUUAUUCCGUGGCGAGAGUCUCGUCUCGAGUAGUAGACGAUUAUUCUAAAGUAAUGCGCAGCGGCUGGGGGAGCUAUCGAGCGUGCUUCUCCCGUUAAUAUCCCCGACCCAAGACGUGUCGUAUCGUGCAAUCGCUCUUUUCACAGAGAGAAAACUGAUGCUUUUACGUGCCUUUUAAGCAAGUGUAGUACGUUGAAUUUGUAUUGUCUGCUUUAACAGCGAAUUUCAGACGCUGCGUUUACCUCUUUCUGUUUUCUCUUUUCUUCGCAGUAUCCCGUCACCAUAGACGGGUCAGCCCUGUAUUGUUAUUAGGAACUUCUCGCGAUAUCGUAGUUCAGGUGCACAGUGAGCUUGCCAUGCAAUCGCUAUUGCCCGACGCAGGUUUAGCUCUUUUAUAGCUACCUAAAAGCGCGUUAUAGUGAAAAGUUCCGAUUGUAUUUUACGGUUUAGAAGUUAAGGACGCGCGUUUACUGGGCGUCGCUCCCGGGCGACGCUCCGUUCGUCUGAUGGGCUUUCGAAGCACAAUACCUGUCGAUGGUCCCGUGUCGGAAAACGCGUCAUACACGUGCAAUGAUCCCGUCGUGGGGUACAUUAAACUCUCUUUCUAUCUUUCUCUGUCUCUCUUUCUCUUUCGUCAUAAUGGUGACACGACGGCUGCGCAUCCGUUAUCGUCGCGAAAUAAUGAACGGAUCCUCGUGUAUGUGUGCGUCUCUGUGUUGACAUAAAUGUAGAAUUAUACCGAAUUGUUCGAAUGCGGAGGCACCAGUACCGAAGAACUCGCGUACGGAUAUAUCUAUAUUCAUAUAGGGAACUAUAAUGAACACACAAUUUAUUUUUCCAACGAGCAUAUCAUAUCAUUUUUAUAAGGGAUUUGUCGGAAACGUUUUUUGGGAAGCUUUGCUUCACCAACGAGCGGUCGCGAAACGUCGCGACUUUGUAAGGAUUUCUUUCUCGUUCUCGGGAGAUAGGUUUCUUUUUCCCCAUCUCUCUCUUUCUCUCUCUCUCUCUCCGUUUCCGGAGAGGGUUAAACAAUACGCACCCUCUCUUACGCAUUUCUCCGACUCGCGCGAAAGCAGAUAUUUCGAUCGAAAAUUCGGAUUGCUCUAAACGAGAAAGCGGAGCUUGACGGAAAGAACCAUCGGAAAGAACAAAAAAGACAAAUAGAGGCGUGCAUGAUCGUUUAUCUGUUCCUGAUAACACCAGAUCGCAUAUAUACACUUAUAUACAUGAAAUACCGAUGUGUACGCUUGCUUUUGUACUGUCUUUCCUUUCCUAGUGUUUUCUCCUAACGCGAUUUUAUUACACUGCAACGCGAAUUUUAUCAUAAACGUAAUCUCGUAUUUUAUAAAGAUCGUAUAGCAACACAGUGAGAAGGUAAUCAAUAAAAAAAA